GGCUCGGACGUGGACUGGGACGACCUUUGGGAUCAGUUUGAAGAGCGGAGGUACCUGAGCGCCCGGCGGUGGAAGGGCGGCGAGGACCCCUACCGGCUCCACGCCUUUAACCAGCGGGAGAGCGAGAGGAUCCCCAGUGACCGCGCCGUCCGCGACACCCGCCACCACAGGUGUACAACUUUGCACUAUGGCCAGGACCUUCCCCCAACCAGUGUCAUCAUCACCUUCCACAACGAGGCCAGGUCAACCCUGCUGAGGACCAUCCGCAGAGACUUGAACCGCACCCCAGUGCACCUCAUCCAUGAAAUCAUACUGGUGGAUGACUUCAGUGAUGAUCCUGAUGACUGUCGCUUGUUGGGCAAGCUCCCCAAGGUGAAGUGCUUGCGGAACGGACGCCGAGAAGGUCUAAUCCGGUCCCGAAUCCGAGGUGCAGAUAUGGCACAAGCAGGAGUCCUGACCUUCCUGGACAGUCACUGCGAGGUGAAUAAGGACUGGCUGCUCCCUCUGCUGCAGAGGAUCAAAGAGGAUACCACCCGAGUGGUCAGCCCUGUUAUUGACAUCAUCAACUUGGACACUUUUGCCUAUGUGGCAGCUUCCUCGGACCUCAGAGGAGGUUUUGACUGGAGUCUGCAUUUCAAAUGGGAGCAGCUUUCCCCAGAGCUGAAAGCCAAACGACUUGAUCCCACCGAACCCAUUAAGACUCCCAUCAUUGCUGGGGGGCUGUUUGUGAUCGACAAAGCCUGGUUCAACCACUUGGGGAAGUACGACAGUGCCAUGGACAUCUGGGGUGGGGAGAACUUUGAAAUCUCUUUCCGUGUGUGGAUGUGUGGAGGGAGCCUGGAGAUCAUCCCCUGCAGCCGCGUUGGACACGUCUUCCGCAAGAAACAUCCGUACGUCUUUCCAGAUGGAAACGCCAAUACAUACAUUAAGAACACGAAGCGCACGGCGGAGGUGUGGAUGGACGAAUUCAAGCAGUACUACUACGCGGCUCGUCCCGCGGCCCAGGGGAGGCCUUACGGGAACAUCCAGAGCCGAGUGGAGCUGCGGAAGAGGUUGAAAUGCCACAGCUUCAAGUGGUACCUGGAAAACGUUUAUCCCGAGCUUCGGAUUCCUGAGGAAUCGCUCUAUCAGACUGGGAUGAUCAAACAAAGGCAGAGCUGCCUGGAGUCACACAAGUCUGAAGCCCAAGAGUUUCCUGUCCUCAGCUUAAAUCCUUGCAACAGCAGCAAAGGCAUGACAGCGACGGCACAGGAAUGGACGUAUACAUACAACCACCAAGUCCGCCAGCAGCAGCUGUGUUUGUCUGUGUACACCCUUUUCCCUGGUUCUCAGGUGCUGUUGUUGCCUUGCAAAGAGAGUGACAACAAGCAGCGAUGGGGCAAAGUUGGGUCACAUAUUGAACAUAUAGCUUCACGCUUCUGUUUGGACACUGAGACGAUUGGGGACACGAAUGAGAGUACCAAAGAACUUGUCAUCAACCCUUGUGAGAGCACGGCCUUGAGUCAGCGCUGGGACAUGGUGAUGUCUUGA
Merops nubicus (carmine bee-eater) is the source of this 1530-nucleotide messenger RNA. It is a transcript of the gene GALNT14, whose product is annotated as polypeptide N-acetylgalactosaminyltransferase 14. The annotation marks the transcript as partial. Gene Ontology annotation, cellular component: Golgi apparatus. The transcript has 14 exons. Lineage: Eukaryota; Metazoa; Chordata; Aves; Coraciiformes; Meropidae. The record is from RefSeq and is a predicted model, not a curated record.